AAAGAAAAUAGUACUAAUAGGUGUCAUUGUGUGAAACGCAUGAUUGAUCUGAUGGCUUAGAAAGACUGAAAGGUAGGUGCCUUUGGCUCUACAAAGUUAGAGAAAAUCGUUCCGUUUUGUUACAGCCGCCCGCCCUGGUUUUGUUCCUCCGCCGUCAGCCUCGCCGCACAUCACCACUGGUAUGUUGUGUCGUCUCUUGCAUUUACCUUCUCUCAUUCUUCUUCCUCUUUUCACAAAAUCACUCUCCAAAACCAUUCACUUCAACAAAUUCAGAUUUUGUUCUACUUCUCUUGCACUUUCUUCCUCACAAACCCAUCUCACAAAACCUCAAAAUUCCUCAUCUUUUGAUCCUAACACCUUCAAAGUCCUCCAAAAACUUUACCUUUAUCGUAACAACCCUUCACUUGCACUCUCUUACUUCACUCAACUCAACCAACAUGGUUUCACACACAACAUUCAAACCUAUGCUUCUUUUAUUAGAAUACUAUGUUAUUGGAAUUUGAAUAGUAGUUUGGAUAAUCUUUAUCGCGAUAUAAUUACUCGUUGUUCUGAACAAAACCCAUUAUUUGAAAUUCAUGAAUUGUUUGAGAAACUAGUAGAAAGUGUUGAUUUUGAUAAUAAAAAUUGUUACUUUGUUAGAGCUUUUGAUGGGUUUGUUAAAGCUUAUGUUGGUCUUAAUAUGUUUGAUGAAAGUGUUGAGUUCUUGUUUCAAUUUCAAAUUGAGAGGUUUAGGAUUUUUCCAAGUAUGUUUGCUUGUAAUUUUCUUAUUAACCGUUUGGUUAAUUGUGAUAAAAUCGAUAUGGCUUUGGAUGUUUAUGGUCGAAUUAAGAGGCUUGGUUUGUGUCCUAACCUUCACACUUAUGGCAUUGUUAUCAAGGCAUUGUGUAAGAAGGUUGAUUCUUUGAAAUAUGUUGUUCGUGUGUUUGACGAAAUGAAGGAUGCCGGGGUGACUCCGAAUUCGUAUUGUUAUGAAGCUUAUAUUGAGGGGUUGUGUAAUAAUCGUAUGUCUGAUUUGGCAUAUGACGUGCUUCAAUAUCAUAGAAAGAGGAAUGCUCCUAUUGAGGUUUAUGCCUAUGCUGUGGUUAUUCGCGGGUUUUGUAAUGAAAUGAAAUUAGAUAAAGCCGAGGAUGUGUUUUACGACAUGAAAUGGAAGGGACUUGUUCUUGAUUUUCAUGUUUAUUCUUCGUUGAUCCGUGGAUACUGUAAGUGCAAUGAUUUGGGUAAAGCUUCCAAAUUACACGAUGACAUGAUUUCGAAGGGUAUAAAGACAAAUUGUGUGAUUGCUAGUUGUAUCCUUCAUUGCAGGGGUGAGAUGGGUAUGCAUUCAGAAGUUGUAGAUACAUUUAAAGAAUUAAAGCGAUCGGGUGUGUUUCUCGACGGGGUUGCUUACAAUAUUGUAUUUAAUUCUUUGUGUAAAUUGGGUAAGGUGGAUGAAGCAGUAGGUAUGCUGGAGGAGUUGAAAUCUAUGCAUAUCGAUGUAGAUAUCAAACACUACACAACCUUUAUUAGUGGUUACUGUCUUCAAGGUAAACCCGAUGUAGCCUAUAGUACUUUCAAAGAAAUGGAAGAAAAUGGAUUUAAACCUGAUGUUGUUGCUUAUAAUGUACUACUUGCCGGUUUGUUCAGAAAUCGUCGUGAUUGUGAGGCAGUUGACCUUUUGAGUUAUAUGGAUAGUCAAGGUGUGAAGGCGAACUCUACUACACAUAAGAUUACCAUCGAAGGUUUGUGUUCAGCAGGCAAGGUUGAAGAUGCUGAGGCAUAUUUUAACUCUCGGAAAGAUGAAGGUGUCGAAAUCUAUACUGCCAUGGUUAACGGCUAUUGUCAAGCUGGCCUUAUUGAAAAAUCAUAUGAACGUCAAGCUGGCCUUAUUGAAAAAUCAUAUGAACUUUUCUGUGAAAUUUCAAACCAAGGAGAUAUUGCAAAAGAAGGUUCCGGUUUUAAGCAACUUAGCAAAGUAAUGUAUUCUAAAGUAUUAAGUGCAUUGUGCCAAGAGAUUCAAAAAAAAGAAAAAGAAAGUGCAUUGUGCCAAGAGAUUCAAAAAAAAGAAAAAGAAAUUGCAUUGUGCCAGGCAAGGAAUAUGAAACAUGCUCGCUGUUUGUUUGAUUAUUUCCUCGAGAAAGGAUUUACGGCUGACGUUGUAACUUACACAAUUAUGAUAAAAAGUUAUUGUAUAAUGAAUUGCUCGCAAGAGGCUCAUGACCUCUUCCAGGAUAUGGAAAUCAGAGGGAUCAAACCUGAUGUCAUUACCUACACAGUUCUACUCGAUGAGGGACUAAAACAAUUCUAUUAUGGACGCAGAAAAGGAAAGGAUGCAAAGUACAAUGUUUUGACUAUCUGGGGAGACAUGAAGCAAAUGGGAAUUAGUCCAGAUGUUGUUACUUACACUGUUAUGAUUGAUGGACACAUGAAGAUUCAUAACCUUGAAAACGCAAUUAUAUUCUUUAAAGAAAUGAUUGCCCUACGACUAGAACCAGAUAUUGUAACAUACACUGCUCUAGUUUUUGGCUUGUUAAAAGGAGGGUACACAGAGAAUGUGGUUAUGAAGGAAAUAACACCACCCUUGCAUAUCAUCUCAGAGUUAAAACGUCAAAUUAUAAAAUUUAGAAAGAGGUGCAAUUUCUAAAGUAGUGACUCUGUUUUGAAACCCUAUCUGGUUGCUACCUAAAGGUUUGAAAGGGAAGAGAGGCACAGAUCUAUUACCAGAAUGUCAAUGUAUGUAGGUAUGUAUCUUCUUUAUACUGAAUUAGAAUGAUAUGUAAUUAUGAAUGUGUAAGCAAUGUAAAUGAGACGGAUUCAAAAAGGUUGUUCUUGCUGCUACUUGAAUUUUAGAAGUUUAAGUUUGUUGCAAUUUAAAUUUGGAUGUCUUUUCUUUUUACUUCUUUUGGGUUACCUGGAAACAAAACAAGAAUAUAUGAUCUACAAAAUACAGUAGCAGAAGUACCUGCAUUGAGUUAUAAAAACAAUAGUUUGUAAAGUCAUUGAAUAAUUCUUAUAAAAUAGAUGUUGUAAUUCUUAGUUACAGGCAAUUCUUGAUUAUCACAAUUUUUGAAUUACAUUAUGUAGUACGUAACUUGCUAACUCUUUUGCUUAAGAGUUAAGACUAGUACAAUGAGCAUUUGUUCCCAACAUUAUCAUUAAACGUAUCAUUAGUUUUCUUACAUUUACUUGGAUGCCAAGGUAUCAUUACUUAACUUUACUUUUUGUGUCUCUUAGGGAGAUAAGAUACACACUGUAAUGAAAAACAAUGAUUUUUCUAUGUAGAAGCCUAAUUUGAGGGUGGACAGCUGCUAAGUUCUCCAGAGUUUCGAAUUUAAAUUUAAUAUGGCCAACGCCCAAAACAAGUAUUAGAAUUUGGUUUACUCAACCCUACAAAACUGGUUUGCAAGGUAAGGAGAUGCCUCUCACUUGUAAACAUAUUUUCAGACUAUAUCUUGUCCAAUGUGGGACUCUCAACCCACACACAUACUUAGGACUGGACAUCAGUAGUGUGACCCGAAUGACCCGAUAACAGGUGGCUGAACAGAACUUGGACUCUCAACAAUAAUAAAUCUCCCAAUCCAUUCAAAAUUAUCUAAAUGAAGGGAAAAUCUGAAAAAGAACAGAGGCUUCCAGAGGUUAUCACAAUGUUUAUAAUUUCACAGACUUUGGUGAUAUACCAAGUGGCAAGACCUUUGUUGAUAUGUUAAUAGGUCACUAUAAUUCUAAAUCAUUAUUUUACAAUUUAUUUCAUUUGGUAGGUUGAAACUGGCAUUGUCUGUCCUUGCAUAAAUGUCAUUGGACGGUUCAAGGAUCAUAUAUAUUAUGUAUUACCAGCCCGAAGCAACACUAGAAAAUGUUAUAUUUUCCUUUGAAGAUCAUAGUGUCAUGGAUAGACGUCAGAAUUCAAAAGAUGCAGAAGGUGCUCACGUGUAAAGAGAUGAAGGGUUCUAAAUUCUAAUGAGUGAAAAUCAACCUUCACAUAAGCAAUCCCAUAAUGCCAUGAAUAGACAUCAAAGCUUAAAAGAGGAUGCAACUGAUGCACAGUUAAGGAGAAGAAUGGUUAUGGUGGAAAAUCAUGCUUACAGUGUUUGUUUUGCUGCCUUUGGACGCUCUUAAAAAUGGAGGGCUGCACUUUGGAAAGGAACAGCAUUGAAGUGUUGUGGGAGACGCUAUUAUGUUCCAACGGAUGGGGAGAUUUACAUGAUGAUGAGUUUGUUGCUCCAACUAGACCUUGGCUAGUAAUUCUAGAUUUUGUUAGUAUGUUUAACAUAAGUAGUCUAGAAAUGGACAAGGUGAACAAUAGCAGCAAAGUACAGAUUGACAUUGCUUGGCAGAUUGCCAUGAGAAGAUGAGUAGCUAAGCUUGAACUUCGGACUGACUCGCAAGUUAUAGCUCAAAACACUUCAAGGGAGGAGUAAUGGAAGUGCCAUGGGGCGGAUGGUUACGUAAAAUAUACACAGGUUGCUUCAAGGACAUUGGGAAGUGAAGAUCAUUAAAGAAGAAGUUUAAGAUGCUAAUUUGAAUGUUUAUUUUUAGUGUUAAUAAGAGCACAAAGAGCACCAACAAUGAAUUUAUAUAAGUGGUAGUAAUAGAUUUGAAUUUUUUUAUUUUUUUUUAUAGGCAGUUGUUAGUAUUACAAUGUUAUGUUAGAUUUUUUCUCUCAUUUGUUAGGACUUGAACCCUAAACCUCCUGCUCCUUAACCCUUAGCUCAACUAGCUUAACCAGAUGAGCUACCCUUCCCACCCCAUAUAUUUGAAUUCUUUAAGCGGGUUCAAUUUAUUAUUCUUGUGUAUGGAUAAAAUUUCAGAAGUUGAUCUUGUAUGUUCAACAUGUUUUCCGACAUAAAUUUA
Molecule: messenger RNA, 4830 nt
Organism: Trifolium pratense (red clover)
Lineage: Eukaryota; Viridiplantae; Streptophyta; Magnoliopsida; Fabales; Fabaceae
Product: pentatricopeptide repeat-containing protein At2g26790, mitochondrial-like
Exons: 6
Coding region: 182-2623 (813 amino acids)
Molecular function (GO): protein binding
Source: RefSeq, a predicted model, not a curated record